This is a messenger RNA of Triticum aestivum (bread wheat), 2088 nucleotides long. Its product is annotated as tetratricopeptide repeat protein 5. Bases 78 to 1247 code for a protein of 389 amino acids. The record is from RefSeq and is a predicted model, not a curated record. NCBI's taxonomy places the organism in Eukaryota, Viridiplantae, Streptophyta, Magnoliopsida, Poales, Poaceae. Gene Ontology annotation, molecular function: protein binding. The transcript has 11 exons.
CUAACCUGGACGAUUCUUGCAACCAAACACAUCCAACUAGUGGCAAAUUGUCUCGGGCAUAUGGCAUCCUACCGAGCAUGCCCUCUCCGCCUUCACAGAUCGCAUCGCCGCCCAGGGAAACGAUGAGCCGCGAGGCCAGCGGCGCGUCGGUGAGCUCUGUCCCGGUACCCGAGCCAGAGCGGCAGCAGGGGCAGGGGAACCAAGGGGAGGAGGCGGGGUGGACGCCGCUGGAGAAGGUGGCGGAUAAAGUGGAGGAGCUGUACAGUCUCCGCGACACCUUCUUCCCCCGAGACCCCUCCGAGAAGUCUGCGUCCCUCCGCGCCUGCGCCGACGCCGCCCUGGGAGUCCUCGAUUCCCUGCCUCCCGAGCAAAGAAAAUCCCCAGAAGAGCGUGUUAUUUAUGAAUUUUUGAUGGGAAAAAUACUCGAUGUCUUCCCAGAUUAUUGUAAGGAGGCUGAAGAGCAUUUAUCCAAAGCAGUAAAGCUGAAUCCAUCUCUUGUGGAUGCAUGGCUAUGUUUGGGUAACUGCAUCUGGAAGAAGGGGAAUUUGGCAUCAGCAAGGAACUGUUUCUUAUUAGCACUAAGUAAGGGCGCAGAUAAGAAAAUACUAUGUCAACUCUCAAUGCUUGAAAGGAGUAUGGCUCAAUCUAGUGAAGACCAAGUGUUGUUAGUGGAAGAGAGCAUUAAUCAUGCAAAAGAAGCUGUAAUGCUGGACAUAAAAGAUGGAAAUUCCUGGUAUAAUCUGGGUAAUGCAUACCUCACAAGCUUCUUUGCGAGCGGAGCCUGGGACAAAGCUAGGCUUCAUCAUUCGAUCAAAGCAUAUCAAAAUGCUGAGAAGGAUGAAACUAUGAAACUAAAUCCAGACCUCUACUAUAAUUGUGCCACAGCUUACAAAUACUUAGAGAACUAUGAAAGUGCCCUUCGCGGAUUUGAAGCUGCUGCGUUAAAAGAUCCUGCUCUCAGGGCUGACAUAGAAGUUCAGAAGAUCAUCAAUCUCCUUGAUAAGUUAGAGAAUGCAACGAAGGUACCUUCUGUAACUAUAGGACGACUACGACCCAAGAGAUCAGCAUCAUUGGUGUCAUCUCUGAAUGAAGUCAAUUUCAAGUUAUUCCACAAGAAAGCAACCAUAAGCAUCCUAUCAGGAGGUUUGAACAAGACAGUUGCUGUUGUGUGUAAAGUGGUUCUUUGGAUAAGACAUGACGAUGAUGCUCCACUGUCUCCCGAAGAAGAUGGUGUCCACAUAUGCUGAUCCUCCACCUCAUAAGUGAGAUUAAAUACAGCUAAGAACUUCUGCUUAAUAGUAAAGAUGAGGAGCAGGAUUUGCACUAGUAUAAAUCAAUACUGUCGAUGCACUGCGACUCACUGUGCUGCAUCAUGCUAUUUGGUCGCCACAAUAAUCCACAUGGUCCCAAGGCCAUCCCCACGGUAGGUGGCAGUUAUGCUCUUUCUUGGCAAAAUGUGUAACCCUAAAAUUCAUAUAAAGAGCAGUACAGAUUCAAAACUGACAGGAGUUUGCAGCUGUAUACAAUGCAGUACAUAGUGCUCUGUUCUGAGCCCCGCACUUAACACCGAGCCCACACCCAUUCCACCACUACUUGUGGAACUUUGGCUGGAGCCUUUCCACACACCCACCUUGCCACCUAGGUUUUUUAUUUUUUGUGACAACCUCCCCAUGCCUCCUCCACCGCCACCACCUGUGUCCUGCAUGUCUCUGCACCACCACGCCUCUCCACCUGUGAGCAACACACAUGCUGUGGCUGCCCCUCCUAUGUUGCUAUGUGUAGGCCCUGUCAGAGCCACCUCUGGUUAGAACAAGCUAUAUUUAGAAGAGAGAAGUCCACCUUUUAACCCUCAAGUUACUGCUUUGUUUAAGACUCAACCCUGAACUCUGAAACCGGUUACUGCACACCCUCAGAAAUUAUUCCGUACACAUACCAACAUCAGGAAAUAGUACACAUACCAACCGGUUUAGGAACUAGAGCCAUAGAAGCACGGGCCGGAGAGCGGUCGCCCUCCCGACGACGGAGGGGCGAGGGGGAGCGGCGGCGCUGGUAUUGUCGGAUUUCGGGUUCCGGCAAACCCUUAAGGUU